UCUAAUGCAGGUUUCAAUUGAAAUUGCAACUUGGACUCACAAUAAUCAUGGACUAUUCGAUUAUGAAUCAAAAGAACUAAAGACUUCUAAAUUAAAUGUAAAAAACACAACAAACUUAAUUUUAAAUGGUAUAUUCAUCUAAUUUAUAUUAUAACAGAAGAUAAUUCUGACACAAUAGUCUAAUCUGAUAAAUUUUAUGGGGAUUGUAUUGGCUCAAUAAGUUUUGAAGGCAAUGCUAUAUGUAAAUAGAUAAUGCAUUUGUAGAUUUUUAAAGUAAUUCAGAAUUUUAAGAUGCUUAUGUGAAAUUAGACCCAAAAUAAAAACAAUAGUUAUUAGUCGGUGAUCUAUUUAAAUUUGGAAGAAUGUAAAAGUUACCCUAAAUACAAGGGAAUAUUUUGUAUCUGAGUUGAACAAUGGCGAUAAAGUAAUGAUGGCCGAAGAUCAUUAUAAUUUAGAAAGACAUAUUAAAAUAUAAAAGAAAAAAGACCCAAGACAGUGCAGGUUUUGUUUGAUGGACGAUUAAGAAGAAACCGAAGACCCAAAAAAUCCAUUUCUCCAAGAUUUAUGUAGUUGUAAGGGAUUAAUGGCUUAUGUUCAUUUUGAAUGUUUGAAGUCAUGGGUUAAUUUUCAAAAUCGAAUAUCAUGCAAAUAAACGUAGAAUACUGUUCAAUAUCAUUGGAAUAAAGUCUUGGAAUGUGAUGUAAGUUAUUCAAAUUCAGGUAGGUUUGCAAAGAUCCCCUUCCGGCUCGUGUUUAUAUUGAAAAUCAACCAGAACCCCUUCAAAUGAUACAGGUCGAAAAAUUAGAUGGUCCUUACAUUAUUCUUGAGUAGAUUACACGCCAGGAGAGUCUAUCAAAAAGUCUGACUUUUAUGCAUGCUUUUGGGACAUGUUCUGUUUCAAUUGGCAGAGGACACAAUAGUGAAAUCAGAUGUUAAGAUAUCUCAGUCUCAAGAAAUCAUGCCAACAUCUCAUAUGAAAAGUUCUGGUACAUAUAAGAUCAAGGCAGCAAAUUUGGAACUCUGAGGAUCAUUUAAAAUAAACUACAAUUACUAAAAGAAGUUUAAGAAAUAUAAAUAGGAAGGGUCUUGCUUAAAAUUAAAAUAAUUUGA
Molecule: messenger RNA, 1110 nt
Organism: Paramecium octaurelia
Lineage: Eukaryota; Ciliophora; Oligohymenophorea; Peniculida; Parameciidae
Source: the annotation of a GenBank genome assembly